AUGAAAUUCUUAAGUAGAUCCAAAUACUUAACACUUGGUUUUAUGACUCCAAUAUUAGAAGAACUUACAUGUCAGCUUAAGUACUUUACUAGACAAAAUGAUAAAGUAGGAAGAUCCAAAUGA
Molecule: messenger RNA, 123 nt
Organism: Cetraspora pellucida
Lineage: Eukaryota; Fungi; Glomeromycota; Glomeromycetes; Diversisporales; Gigasporaceae
Source: the annotation of a GenBank genome assembly